CGGCAGCACACCACCAUCAGUGGCUUCUUCAGUCAUUACUUUGUUAUUAAACUGUGCAGAAUCAAGACCUGAGUAUUAUUAUAAAAUGUCAUUUUUCUUAACAUUGCGGAAGUGCAUCUUAGCUUUACUUUUUUUAUCUGUGACAUUGUUUUUUAACAUUGGGUCUGCAGAUGGGAUAUCAAAACGUCUUUUGAAGCGAUCCAGAUACUGUCGCAACUAUCCAGAGUCAAUGCCACCAUAUCGACUUCAUCGUGAGACUGGGCGAUGCUAUCAAGUCGGAGAAAGCGGACCUUGCCCUCCGUUAAUGAAGUUCACUCUGGAAGAUGAUACUUUUGGAGUCUGUGACUGCGACUUGUCUCAAAGGUGUGGACGACCAUUAAUCUUUUGGCCAUCAAGAAACAGAUGUUAUCGAGUUUAUGAACAGGGACCAUGCCGAGACGGCAAAUGGUUGGUUUUCGGUUUUGACCUGGAACCAGUGUGUAAAAAGAACGUGUGCGAGGAAGACGAGCAGAGACACCCUUCAACGACGUCAAGAUAUUGGUUCAAUAUUAACCAAACCUGUUACCGCACCAAUUCACGAGGUUAUUGUUCAGAUGCUGAUGACAUGCUAUUCAACGUGAACCAUCAUUAUCGCCCAACUUGUCAGAAGUCUGUGGAUUGUGGAGAAAUAAAUACUAUGCAGACUUCAAAGUGCUUGCCAGGUCAACGGUUGGAUGUUCUCGGUCAAUGUAAACGUAGAUUUAUCGCCUUGAGAAAUACCAGCAAACCCCUUCAAAUUCAUGUUACAAAAAAACCAACCAACAUUUACUGUCUAUUUUGUGAUGAAAAGAAACCUCAACACUAUAAAAUUUAAGAGAUGCAAAAAAAACUAAAUAAAUAAUUUAUUAUGCUUACAUAGACGAAUCGAGCAUUUAUCGAACGCCUAAAUCGAUACGGUUCAAUGUUAUAAAGUUUAUAAUUGAACAACUAAAUAAAGUGAGACGCGUGUAUUAUUAUUGCCGAAAAUAUUGUUGCUCAUACUUAAAAAG
Folsomia candida is the source of this 1028-nucleotide messenger RNA. RefSeq lists its product as uncharacterized. NCBI's taxonomy places the organism in Eukaryota, Metazoa, Arthropoda, Collembola, Entomobryomorpha, Isotomidae. Bases 86 to 853 code for a protein of 255 amino acids. The record is from RefSeq and is a predicted model, not a curated record. The transcript is spliced from 3 exons.